Messenger RNA from Olea europaea var. sylvestris, 2797 nucleotides. RefSeq names its product E3 ubiquitin-protein ligase ORTHRUS 2-like. Lineage: Eukaryota; Viridiplantae; Streptophyta; Magnoliopsida; Lamiales; Oleaceae. The transcript is spliced from 9 exons. The record is from RefSeq and is a predicted model, not a curated record. Gene Ontology annotation, molecular function: ubiquitin protein ligase activity. The coding region runs from base 189 to 2399 and encodes 736 amino acids. Gene Ontology annotation, biological process: negative regulation of gene expression via chromosomal CpG island methylation; protein ubiquitination.
UUUCCCCAAUUUGCUCUCUUUUCAAGUCCCCGCCAAACACCUCCCUAUAUUUCGCCACCCUAAUCCCCCACGCACCCCAACCCCCCUAUUUAAACAGGGCAGUCUCCUCGCCGACUGAGCCAUUCAUUCCCAUUUCACUUUACUUUUUGCACAAUCUCCAGUCUUCCGCUGGGUAGCGGCAAUCACCAAUGGCCAACGUCAGUGACCUCCCCUGCGACGCCGAUGGAGUCUGCAUGGUGUGCAAGAAGAAGGCACCUGAUGGCGAGAUCCUCACCUGCAAAACGUGUGUCACUCCCUGGCACAGCACUUGCCUCUCCAUCCCUCUGAAAACCCUAGCCGAUGCUGCCCAGUGGGAGUGUCCAGACUGCUCCUUUACCGCCAAUCCACCGGGUGGUGCCGCCGUCAAGUUGUCGAUCUCCGGCGGAGACCUGGUGGAGAAGAUCCGGGCGAUCGAGUCCAACCCGACGCUGACUGAUCGCGAGAAGGCCAAGCAACGCCAGGAGCUACUGAGCGGAGAAGCUAUAUCAGCGUCUCCGGAGGUCCCUAAUCAAGAUCAAAAGAAGUCCAAUGGCGGGACUAACGAGGGUUUAGCCAUUCUUGGGGACAAGCUCAACUGCUCCAUCUGCAUGCAGCUUCUCGAUAGACCUGUCUCUACACCAUGUGGCCACAAUUUUUGUUUGAAGUGCUUCCAGAAGUGGGUAGGUCAGGGGAAGCUCACUUGUGCCAUUUGUCGCAAGGUGAUUCCAUCAAAGAUGGCAAGGGAGCCCCGUAUAAACUCUGCUAUUGUUAUGGCCAUUCGAAAUGCCAAAAUGUCCCAGUCUAAUGUUUCAGGGGGUGUUCCAAGGGUCAACCAUUUUGUUCACAACAAAGAUCGACCAGAUAAAGCAUACACCACUGAGCGAGCAAAAAAAUCUGGAAAGGCUAAUGCCUGCAGUGGAAAGAUUUUUGUUACAGUUCCUCUUGAUCAUUUUGGUCCAAUUACAGCAGAGCAUGAUCCAGAAAGAAAUUUGGGCGUGUUGGUUGGUGAGACCUGGGAGGAUAGGAUGGAAUGCAGGCAGUGGGGGGCUCACUUUACCCACGUUGCUGGGAUUGCUGGGCAGUCAGAGUAUGGAGCGCAAUCUGUUGCACUAUCAGGGGGUUAUGAAGAUGACGAGGACCAUGGCGAAUGGUUUCUUUAUACUGGAAGUGGUGGAAGAGACCUUAGUGGGAAUAAAAGGACGAACAAGAAACAAUCAUUCGACCAGAAGUUUGAUAAAAGCAAUGAAGCCUUACGAGUUAGUUGCAAAAAUGGUUAUCCUGUCCGAGUUGUAAGGUCUCAUAAGGAGAAACGUUCUUCUUAUGCGCCACAGGAAGGUGUACGUUAUGAUGGGAUAUAUAGGAUUGAAAAAUGUUGGCGAAAGUCUGGAAUUCAAGGAUUUAAGGUGUGUCGUUAUCUGUUCGUACGUUGUGAUAAUGAUCCUGCACCAUGGACAAGUGACAAUAAUGGUGAUUGCCCAAGAGAGCUGCCAACUGUUGAGGAAUUAAAGCAUGCUACUGACAUUACAGAGAGAAAAAAGAGUCCUGCCUGGGAUUUCGAUGAGGGACAGGGUCGUUGGAUUUGGAAAAAACCUGCACCAGAAAGUCGUAAAGUUUCUGAUGUUUAUGAUGAGGAAGGUAAGAGCAAAAAGAGAGCAAGACGUCAAAAAGGAAACGAGUCAGUUAAAGAAAGGCUUUUGAAAGAAUUUGGCUGCCUCAUCUGCCGGAAAGUAAUGGUGCUUCCACUUACAACUCCCUGUGCUCAUAACUUUUGCAAGGGGUGCUUAGAGAAUGCCUUUGCUGGCCAAUCUUUCAUUAAGCAAAGGACAUGUGGAGGUACGAGAACCCUCCGAGCACAAAAAAAUGUUAUGAAAUGCCCAUCCUGCUCAAAUGAUGUAUCCGAUUUCCUUCAGAAUCCCCAGGUCAAUAGAGAGUUGAUGAAUUUGAUUGAAUCACUACAGAGCCAGAUGAAGGAGGAAAACAUGGGAUCUGAAGACAUUGAUGAUGGUGCAGAUGAGGAAGAUGAUGAUUUGUGUGAUGAAACUGAUGCAUGUAUAGAAGUGAACAUGGGGGAAGAAAUUGAUGGCUCAGAUGGAAAAUCAAACAUUGGUGCUGAAAAUAAGAACUGUGAUGCAAGUGCAGAAAUUCUAAUGGAAGAGAAUGAUGAGAAAGAAGUCAGUAAACCUUUGACCGACACCAACCCCCAGUCACCUAUCGGAAAGGAAGCCCUAGACAGGCAUGAUGCUGUGAGUGAUGGCCAAGAAGCUGAUGUUGCCAGAGGUGAAAUGCCCAAAAGAAGAAACAAGCGAAAGAGUGCUGCUGGUGAAGAGACUUGCACUUUGGCUCCCAACAUGGGCAAGAGGAGAGGAGCCAACAAGGCUUAAACAAAAAUUGAUCACAUGUUCUGCUAUCUCAUUCUCCCACCCGUCUUUUUCUUCAUUACAACCUCCCCCAUUUUUCUGAUGACUUGUUGGACUCGUGUCAAGUUCUGUUGAGCACGUGAGGAGGGUUUUGGGCAUACACAAGUUCUUUUUGGCAGGAUUAAGGUUUAAACUGACUUUUUGGUACUAUAGUUGUCUAUAGGGGAUGUACUGCCCAUCUUUAAUUGCCUAUGGAUUAUGAUGUUAAUAGGAUUUUAAAAAUGCAGUAUACAGAUGCUGUUCGCUUUUGAAUUACCAGUUUAUGUGGAAAUCUUUGUUUUUAUGCCAAUAGCAUGCAAGUUGGAAGCAUGUUGUACCAACUCUUUGAAAUUAUUCCUAGCACACCUGAUUGCUUGCAUUUU